ACAAACAAAACACAACAACAGAAACCGUUGCUUGGUACGUUACAACUGAAAACCGAAACAAACAAAACUUAAAGUAAGUAUCUUCUUGAAGGAGCCAUGCAGCGUUUGCCAGCAACGUUGUGCCGCAAGAUCGCUCGUCCGGCAUGCGAGGCGUUCAUCAGCCACCGCGGCAUCGACACAAAGAGGAACGUGGCGGGGCUGCUCUACGACGGUCUCACCGGGAUGGGGGUUAGGUCCUUCCUCGACAGCAAAAGCAUGAAACCAGGAGACAGGCUCUUCGACCACAUCGACCGAGCCAUUAUCGGUUGUAAGGUUGGUGUUGCUGUCUUCUCCCCUCGUUACUGCGACUCUCAUUUCUGUCUCCAUGAACUUGCUAUGCUCAUGGAGUCCAAGAAAAGGUUUGUCCCUAUCUUCUACGACGUUAAGCCGUCGCAGCUUGUGGUUAAGGACAACGGAACGUGCCCGGAAAAGGAGCUUCAAAGGUUCCAUUCAGCACUUGAGGAAGCUAAACUCACCGUGGGAUUAACCUUUGAUUCUCUCAAUGGGGACUGGUCAGAGCUGCUUAGGGACGCGUCUGAUGCCGUGAUCAUGAAUUUGCUGGAGGUAGAAGAAGAGGAAGGAAUGAAGAGUAUGCAGUGAGAAUCGUUCAACGGCCAAUCACACAGGGAUAACAAUAAUUGAAAUUUGUUUAUUCAUUCAUUUUACAUCGCUUAAUUCUUUGGUCUGAAUUAAUUUAAUUAAUUAGUUCAGGCUUCAAUUCAUUUGUAUUAAUUAAUUAAUCACUCAAGAUUUUUUUGUUGUUGUAAUUUUUGACAUUUUUUUCUUCACCCAAAGCAAUUCGGUUGAAGCUAUACUUAGAUGUGCAUCUUCCAUUUCCGAUCCCAUAAUUUGGGAAAUAUUGUCUGUAAUAGUUUCAAGGUUA
Molecule: messenger RNA, 922 nt
Organism: Lotus japonicus
Lineage: Eukaryota; Viridiplantae; Streptophyta; Magnoliopsida; Fabales; Fabaceae
Product: probable 2' cyclic ADP-D-ribose synthase BdTIR
Exons: 2
Coding region: 97-639 (180 amino acids)
Biological process (GO): signal transduction
Source: RefSeq, a predicted model, not a curated record